Messenger RNA from Anguilla anguilla (European eel), 2441 nucleotides. It is a transcript of the gene dqx1, whose product is annotated as DEAQ box RNA-dependent ATPase 1. NCBI's taxonomy places the organism in Eukaryota, Metazoa, Chordata, Actinopteri, Anguilliformes, Anguillidae. Gene Ontology annotation, molecular function: RNA binding. Gene Ontology annotation, cellular component: spliceosomal complex; intracellular anatomical structure. The coding region runs from base 29 to 2314 and encodes 761 amino acids. The transcript has 11 exons. The record is from RefSeq and is a predicted model, not a curated record.
CCCCCCCCCCCCAUCCCUUGCCAAAGAGAUGAUGUCGUCCGCCCAGCCGGCCCUGGCCCUGGACUCCCUGUCGGUGGGCUCCCUGCUCUCGGGGGAGCUGGACGAGGAGGGCGAGGGGGACGAAGGGGAUUUGGGGGACCUGGAGGUGAACCCCUACGACGGGCUGCCCUUCUCGUCCCGGUACUACAGCCUGCUGGAGCAGCGCCGGCAGCUGCCCGUGUGGAGCGUCAAGUACGGCCUGCUGGAGCUGCUGGAGACCCACAGCCUGGUGGUGCUGAGCGCUGAGAGCGGAGCGGGGAAGAGCACACAGGUGCCGCAGUGGUGUGUGGAGUACGCACUCUCUCUGCAGUUCACUGAGGGGCUGGUGUGUUGCUCCCAGCCGUAUGCAGCCGCCGCGGGCAGCCUGGCGCUCCGGGUGGCCGAUGAGAUGGACCUGAGCCUGGGCCUGGAGGUGGGCUACAGGGUCCCCCACGACGAGGGCUGCACCCCCGACACCCUGCUCAGGUUUAUGACGGACUCUCUCCUGCUGGGGGAGAUGAUGUCAGACCCGUUGCUACGGCAGUACGGGGUGGUCGUGGUGGACGAGGCGCAGGAGCGCACCGUGGCGACGGACGCCCUCCUGGGGCUGCUGCGGGACGUGUGCCGCCAGCGCCCCGACUUCCGGGUGGUGGUGCUGACCGCCCCCCCGCUGGGCCCCCGCCUGGCCGCCUACCUGGGCGAGGACACGCCUCUCCUGGCCCUGGCCCCGCCCGACCGCCCCGUCGCCGUGGAGACGCUGUACCGCGAGCCGCCCGUCGGCAGGGACCCCGCGGCGGCCGCCUGUCACAUGGUCCUGGACCUCCACCGCAGGGGGGAGGAGGGGGCCGUGCUGGUGUUCCUCUCCAGCGCACAGGAGAUCUGUGAGUGUCGGGCUCUGCUGGAGAAGGAGGCUGUGGCUCUCAGUCCCCAGCUGGGUGAGCUGAAGAUGCUGUCCCUGUACGCGGCGCUAGGGGGCGCCACCCAGCGUGUCUAUGACACGGGACCCGAGGGCGUAGAGGAGCCCCAGGGGGUUCCGGGGACCCCCAAGCGACGGGUCGUCCUCACCGACACCCUGGGGGAGGCCUCCUUCUCGCUCGACAACAUCCGCUACGUCAUCGACACCGGCCUGCAGCUGAAAACUGUCUACAAUCCACAAAUCAGAGCAGACUCCCAGGUGCUGCGGCCAAUCAGCCGGGACCAGGCAGAUAUGCGCAGGCAAAGGGUGAACAGUAGCUCUCCAGGGCUGUGUUUUCGGCUGUACCCCCAGGCCCUGUACGAGGGGGGCAUGUCGGAGACCCGCUGUCCGGAUGUGGCUGAAGCCAGCCUCAGCCACCUGGUCCUGCUGCUGAAAAGGCUGGACAUCGCCGAUAUGGGCCAGUGCAAGUUCCUGGACCGGCCUGCCCCGGAGGCCCUCAUGCAGGCGCUGGAGGAUCUGGACUACCUGGCGGCUCUGGACGAUGACGGGAACCUGUCGGAGGUGGGCAUCAUCAUGUCUGAGCUGCCGCUGGAGCCGGCGCUGGCCAAGGCGCUUAUCGCGUCCUGCGAGUUCGACUGCGUGAGCGAGCUGCUCACCAUCGCCGCCAUGCUCACGGCACCCUCGUGCUUCGUGACGCCUCCGCCCCAGAGCGAGGAGGCCGCUGCGACUCACCGGCGCCCCCUGCUGCACCCGGAGGGGGACCACCUCACUCUCAUCAACAUCUUCAACGCCUACGUCCAGCACGGGGAGGAUGAGUCCUGGUGCACCAAGAACUUCCUGAACGCCGCGGCGCUGCGGCUCGCCAUGGUGAUCCGGGCGGAGCUCCUGGAGGUGAUGCAGCGAAUCGAGCUGCCCGUCUCGCCGCCCGCCUUCGGUUGCCAGGACAACAGCACCAACGUCAAGCGGGCGCUCAUCUCGGGGUUCUUCCUCAAGGUGGCCCACGACGUGGACGGCCUGGGGAACUACCUGCUGCUGACCCACCGCCACGUGGCGCACCUGCAUCCCUUCUCCUCCUACCUGUGCCGCCGGCCGCGCCCUGCCCCGCCCAGCUGGGUGCUGUACCACGAGUUCACCAUCUCCCACGACAACUGCAUCCGCACGGCCUCCGAGAUCCACCCGCACAUGCUGGUGGAGCUGGCUCCGCAGUAUUACCUUGGCAACCUGCCGGCCAGCGAAGGGCGGGACCUGCUGAUGGAGCUGCGGCAGAAUCUGGCGCCGGCGGAUGAUCAGGGGGCCGAGGGGGCGGGGCAGAGUCAGGACCAAGACCCGGACAGCGAGACCCAGAACCCGGACAGCACAGAGAUGUGUCUACUGCAGUGAAGAGCCCGGAGAGCACCAGAAAUACUGACUGACACACACACACGCACACACGCAUGCACACACACACGCACACGCACGCACACAAACACACACACACACAUACACACUCAUGCACGCACACACACGC